GAUGGCGGGGAACGACUGCGGCUCGCUGCUGGACGAGGAGCUCUCCUCCUUCUUCCUCAACUAUCUCGCGGACACGCAGGGUGGGGGAUCUGGGGAGGAACCACUCUGCGCUGACUUUCCCGAGCUCGACCUCUCCCAGCUGGAUGCCAACGACUUUGACUCAGCCACCUGCUUUGAGGAGCUGCAGUGGUGCCCAGAGAACUCCGAAGCCGACCCCAGCGACUACAGCCCUGACGACUUGGAGCUCUUCCAGAAAUGUUUAUGGAGCUCCCUAUGUGUGUCAGACACUGCAUUCAACAGUGGACUCUACGGUCUAGAGGGAAGACUGACCCUAGAUCAGAUAAUCGACAAUGAGAAUGAGGCCCUCCUGGCAGCGCUCACCAAAACCCUGGAUGACAUGCCUGAGGAUGUGAGUCUGGCUGCCUUGCCAGCCCUGGAUGAUGGAGACACACCCUCCUGUGCUUCUGCAUCGCCCGUCCCCUCCUCUGCGCCCCCCAGCCCCUCUCCGGAGGGGCCCCCUGCCUCGGCCCCUGAGGUGGACGAGCUCUCGCUGCUGCAGAAACUCCUUCUUGCCACGUCCUACCCAACCUCGACCUCCGAUGGCCAGAAGGAAGGGACCGCAUGGCGCCAGGCAGGCCUCAGGUCCAGAAAUCAGCGGCCUUGUGUCAAGAUGGAUGGCCCCCAAGACAGGAAGGCCCCCACGCCGCACUCUCAGAGCCGGAGCUGCACGGAGCUACACAAACACCUCACCUCGGCACCAUCCUGCCCCCGGGCUAAAGCCCUCUCCCCGGAUAGAGGCCUGCAGCCACCACCAUCCUUGAGUCCCCGGCUCCCCACCAAGGAGGAUGAGGAGGUGGGCGAGGACUGCCCAAGCCCCCAGCUGGCUCCAGCCUCUCCCGGGGACUCACCAGCGCUGGGCAGGACAGACCCCAGCGCCCAGGCUUCCCAGGAGGACCUGCAGGCCAUGGUGCAACUCAUCCGCUACAUGCACACCUACUGCCUCCCACAGAGGAAGCUGCCUGCACAGGCCCCAGAGCCAGCUCUCCAGCCCAGCAGCAGCCCCGCCAAGCAGGUCAGACCCCGGCCUCGGUCCCAGCUCCCUGCCAAAGCCGCCUGGACCGAGUUCUCCAUCCUGAGGGAACUUCUGGCUCAAGAUGUCCUCUGCGAUGUCAGCAAACCCUACCGCCUGGCCACACCUGUCUAUGCCUCCCUCACUCCCCGGCCCCGGCCCAAGGACAGCCAGGCCUCCGCUGGCCACCCGGGCCCUGUGGAGGAGGUGAGGGUCUCACCUUCACCCAAGAGUUCAGGGCCCAGACCCAGCCUGCGCCCGCUGCGGCUGCAAGUGAAAGGGCAUGUCAGCCGGUCGGCCAGGCUGCAGCCGGAGGAGAAAGAGGAGGAAGAAGAGGAGGAGGAGGAAGAAAAAGAGGAAGAGGAUGAGGAGGAAUGGGGCCGGAAAAGGCCAGGGCGUGGCCUGCCGUGGACCAAGCUGGGGAGGAAGCCGGAGAGCUCCGUGUGCCCUGUGCGGCGUUCCAGGAGACUAAACCCCGAGCUCGGCCCCUGGUUGACGUUCACCGAUGAGCCCAUGGUCCCUGCAGAGCCCCAGGGGCCUCUGCCCUCGCGCUUGGCCCCCGAAGCCUAUGACGUGGAGGGGGAGCCUGGCAGUCCCACGGAUGAGGACAGUGGCCAAGACCAGCUGCUCCUGCGGGGACCCCAGAUCCCAGCUCUGGAGAGCCCCUGUGAGAGCGGGUGUGGGGACACAGACGAGGACCCCAGUUGCCCUCGGCUCUCUUCCAGAGAUUCUCCCAGGUGCCUCAUGCUGGCCUUGUCGCAAAGCCCCACUGGUGACCCUCCUUUUGGCAAGAAGAGCUUCGAGCAGACCUUGACGGUAGAGCUCUGUGGCACGGCAGGACUCACUCCGCCUACCACGCCUCCGUAUAAGCCCACAGAGGAAGACCCCUUCAAGCCAGACAUCAAGCACAGCCCUGGCAAAGACAGAGCUCCCACCCCAGAGGGUCCCCAGCUCGGGGCCACCGCCGAGGCUGCCCACAAGCUGCCAAAGAAGUGCCCAGAGCGGAGCGAGCUCCUGUCCCACCUGCGGCAUGCCCCAGCCCAGCCAGCCUCCCAGGCUGGCCAGAAGCGACCCUUCUCCUGUUCCUUCGGCGACCAUGACUACUGCCAGGUGCUGAAGCCAGAUGGUGCCCUGCAGAGGAAGGUGCUGAGGUCCUGGGAGCCGUCUGGGGCCCACCUGAAGGACUGGCCCCAGCCAGGGCCCCCACGGGCUGAGGGCCAGGCCGCUGGCAGGGAAGAAGACGGAAGCUGUGAUGUUGGUGCCCCCACCAAGGACAGCAUGCUGCUGAGAGACCACGAGAUCCGUGCCAGCCUCACUAAGCACUUUGGGCUCCUAGAGACAGCCUUGGAGGAUGAAGACCUGGCCUCCUGCAAGAGCCCCGAGUAUGACACUGUCUUUGAAGACAGCAGCAGCAGCAGUGGCGAGAGCACCUUCCUCCUGGAGGAGGAGGACGAGGAGGAGGACGACGAUGAAGAAGAAGACUCGGGGGUCAGCCCCCCUCGCUCUGACCACUGCCCCUACCAGAGCCCACCCAGCAAGGUUAGUCGGCGGCUCUGUCCCCGCAGCCGCUCCAGCUCUGGCUCCUCAUCCUGCCGCUCCCGGUCACCAGCCACACGGAGGACCUUCAGAUGUGAGAGCAGAGGGUCGUGUUCAGACGGAACGCCAAGCGUCCGGCAUGCCAGGAAGCGGCGGGAAAAGGCCAUUGGCGAAGGCCGCGUGGUGUACAUCCGAAAUCUCUCCAGUGACAUGAGCUCACGUGAGCUGAAGAGGCGCUUUGAAGUGUUUGGCGAGAUUGUGGAGUGCCAGGUGCUCACGAGAAGCAAGAGAGGUGAGAAGCAUGGCCUCAUCACCUACCGGUGUUCUGAGCACGCAGCCCUGUCCCUGAGGAAUGGCGCCGCCCUGAGGAAGCGCAGCGAGCCCUCCUUCCAGCUGAGCUACGGGGGGCUCCGGCACUUCUGCUGGCCCCGCUAUACUGACUACGAUUCUAAUUCAGAAGAGGCCCUGCCUGCGUCAGUGAAAACCAAGUACGAAGCCAUGGAUUUUGACAGCUUACUGAAGGAGGCCCAGCAGAGCCUGCACUGAUAACAGCCUUAACCUUCGAGGAAUACCUCAAUACCUCAGACAAGGCCCUUCCAAAAUGUUUACGUUUUCAAAGAAAUUAAGUAUAUGAGAAGGAGAGAGAGCGAGCGCGUGAGAGAGAGAGAGAAACUCAGAACUGCUGUCCUUUUAAAACAAAAAAAAGAUCAAUGUUUACAUUGAACAAAGCUGCUUCUGUCUGUGAGUUUCCAUGGUGUUGAUGUUCCACUGCCACAUUAGUGUCCUCGCUUCCGACGGGUGUCCUGGGUGCACGCCAGAUGCUUGGUCUGGCACCCACCUCCCCUUCCUCCCCGACCGACGUCCCCUCGUAGACGUGCAGCUGUG
This is a messenger RNA of Budorcas taxicolor (takin), 3490 nucleotides long. It is a transcript of the gene PPARGC1B, whose product is annotated as PPARG coactivator 1 beta. Lineage: Eukaryota; Metazoa; Chordata; Mammalia; Artiodactyla; Bovidae. Gene Ontology annotation, biological process: positive regulation of transcription by RNA polymerase II. The record is from RefSeq and is a predicted model, not a curated record. Gene Ontology annotation, molecular function: RNA binding; transcription factor binding. The transcript has 13 exons. Gene Ontology annotation, cellular component: nucleus. The coding region runs from base 2 to 3151 and encodes 1049 amino acids.